AUGUCAAGAUCAUAUGACCGAGCGUUGACCGUCUUCUCUCCCGAUGGACAUCUUUUCCAAGUCGAAUACGCCCUAGAAGCUGUGAAAAGAGGAACAUGUGCUGUCGGAGUGAGAGGAUCAUCAUGUGUUGUACUUGGAGUAGAGAAGAAGUCCACACUGCAAUUGCAAGAUCCUAGAACGGUUAGAAAGGUGGCCAUGUUAGAUGAUCAUGUUUGUGUUGCUUUCGCAGGUUUGACAGCAGAUGGUCGAAUUCUGAUUGACAAAGCAAGAGUCGAAUGUCAAUCUCAUAGAUUAACAGUGGAAGAUCCGGUCAGCAUAGAAUAUAUUACGAAACAUAUUGCAGGUAUCCAACAGAAAUAUACACAAUCAGGUGGUGUUAGACCUUUCGGAAUAUCAACAUUAGUAGUUGGUUUUGACCCUCAUGACACCAUACCAAGGUUAUAUCAAACUGAACCCAGUGGUAUCUAUUCAGCAUGGAAGGCAUGUGCGAUCGGUCGAGCGUCAAAGACUGUCCGAGAGUUCCUGGAAAAGAACUAUACAGAAGAAUUGGCUCGUGAUGACGCUAUCAAACUUACGGUCAAAUCAUUACUUGAAGUAGUACAGACUGGAGCGAAGAAUAUCGAAAUUAGUGUGAUGGAGAAGUAUGGUGUCAUCACUAACCUCGAACAAUCAGAAAUCGAGAAAAUUGUAGCCACCAUUGAAUCUGAGAAAGAAGCAGAUGCUGAACGCAAAAGACAAAGACUCGCGGCUAUUCAGGCAGGUCAAGCAAGUAUGGCAAUGGGUUCACGAGCUUUAUCUGGCAAUCAAACUCCUACCGCCGGUGCAAGCGCAGACACAGGUGCAGGUGGAGAGGGUCACGCAUCUGCUCCAGGUGAGGAGAGUGGUAUUCAAUAG
Molecule: messenger RNA, 894 nt
Organism: Kwoniella shivajii
Lineage: Eukaryota; Fungi; Basidiomycota; Tremellomycetes; Tremellales; Cryptococcaceae
Exons: 8
Coding region: 1-894 (297 amino acids)
Biological process (GO): proteasomal protein catabolic process; ubiquitin-dependent protein catabolic process
Cellular component (GO): nucleus; proteasome core complex; proteasome core complex, alpha-subunit complex
Source: RefSeq, a predicted model, not a curated record